This is a messenger RNA of Pseudogymnoascus destructans, 2071 nucleotides long. RefSeq lists its product as uncharacterized. Gene Ontology annotation, molecular function: nitronate monooxygenase activity. The transcript has a single exon. The record is from RefSeq and is a predicted model, not a curated record. Lineage: Eukaryota; Fungi; Ascomycota; Leotiomycetes; Thelebolales; Thelebolaceae. The coding region runs from base 789 to 1877 and encodes 362 amino acids.
UCGCAGGUCGCAUCGAAAUAGACCUUCGACAUGGAAAUUUACCUUUCGACGGGCCUAUGUCUGAUGGCGCGGCUCUGCGGCAACGCUUGUCUAUUUUUGGAUCUUGGCGGUAGCACGUCUUGGCAAGGGCGUGACUCCUUCCGAGGUCCGAUAUUGUUGGAACAGGAAGUACCGUGGUACGGGAUCACACACAAAUCAUGUGGUUUCUCCAGUGGUCGGGACUUCUCACGGGUGCAACGGGGCAGGAGUUCUCACACAGUAUAUAGCUUACUAUAGCAAAAUAAGAUCGAUUGAUUAACUACACUAUCUAAUGGGCCUACGUGGCUAUUUGUAGGCCUUUCGGAGGUUCUGCUUCGACCCCCCAAAAGCCCCCUAUUCUGGUGGCUUCAGAGCUGAAACCCCAGUUGAGACUGUGGUGGUUUCCAGCACCGGUCGGAGAUCCUGGGAUGCCGUAGUGGAUUAUAGGGCCAAAUACCACCGUAUCCCAGCGCCCACGGCCUACUCUCCAACAGAUAUAUGAUGUCAAAGAUAGUGUAUAUGUAAAUCAUCUCGGAAUCUGCCCGAGGGGUGACUCUUACAUAUAUAUCGCAUGGUAGGUCGUCGAGUUGUCGACUGUUUGUAUGAAAUCUAUUAUAUAUCCUCCCCAUCAUAAUUAUCUUCUCCUCAAUCUAACUCCCAAUUUCUCUUUUUGAACCUACCAGCCUAGUGUGAAUGUGAUAAGAUAUAGUACCCCGCCAUCCACAAACCAACACACCAACUUCAAAAACGAAGCAUCUCAGCUCCUCACAAUGGCUUCCAACCCAGCCAGCUCCGCUGCCAAAAGCGCUCCCAAAACCCUAACCCAGCAAUACCCCGGCACCACCUCCCCCCUCAUCGUCUGCGCCCCCAUGCGCCUCAUCUCCUCCCCCGCCCUCGUUCACGCCGUCUCCCAGUCCGGCGGCCUUGGUUUCCUCGGCUUUGGCAUCCCCGGAACAGACACCAGCAUCCCAGGCCUGAAGACCCUCAUCGACGAGGCAAACGCCCUCUUCACCCCUUCCUCCUCCUCCAGGCCCGCGCCAUUCGGCAUCGGCUUCCUCCUCAUCACCGACCCCUCCCCAACUGAAACCGUCAACCUCCUCGCCAGCCUCCCUCCCGCCCAAGUCCCCGCAGCAGUCUGGCUCUUCCCAGCCGCAUCCCCAGACACUAUCGCGAAAUGGACGACGGGUCUGCGUUCACUCCCCGCUCCACCCAAGAUCUGGCUCCAAGUCGGGACGAAAGCACAAGCUCUCAGCUAUGCUAAGCUAUGCCAGCCGGAUGUCCUCGUCCUCCAGGGCGCUGAUGCAGGUGGGCACGGUCUUGCGGCGUCGGCUUCGAUCGUAGCACUUGUCCCUGAGACGACGGAUGCGCUCCGCGAGGCGGGAUUGAAUAUCCCCGUCAUAGCCGCGGGGGGCAUAGCGGACGGUCGCGGGGUUGCGGCGGCAACUGUGCUCGGUGCGGAUGGUGUGGCGAUGGGGACGCGGUUCCUUGCUUGUCCUGAGGCGAAGAUUGCGCGGGGGUAUCAGGAUGCGGUGCUAGUUGCGUCGGAUGGGGGUGUUAAUACGGUACGUACGCUAAUUUAUGACACGUUGAGGGGAUCGAAGACGUGGCCGGAGGGGUAUAAUGGGAGGGGUAUUGUGAAUAAGAGUUAUGUGGAUAGUGAGACGCUGGGGGUGGAGGAGAAUGUGAAGAAGUAUUUGAAGGCGAUGGAGGAGGGCGAUAAGGCGUGGGGGGUUGAGGGGAGGGCGACGACGUAUGCGGGGAGUGCGGUGGGGUUGGUGGGGGACGUUAAGGGGGCGGGUAAGAUUGUGGAGGAAGUUCGAGGGGAGGCUAUCAAGCUGUUGGGAGGGAAGAAGGCCUGAUGAUGGGCAUGGUCCUGUUAGAUUUUCGUUGUUAUAGACACACGUACUGAAUUAUGAUAAUGAUCACUGGAAUAAGAUCCUCGAAUCCAUCGAAAAGAUGAGGGUUCCAGAUAUAUGAACUCACCAGUUUCAAGAGAUCCAGUGCAACAAGCAUGGACGAUGACUAUGAUAGCUCCGAUAUUGAAUUUCGGGCU